This is a messenger RNA of Cydia amplana, 3498 nucleotides long. RefSeq names its product valine--tRNA ligase (gene ValRS). The coding region runs from base 65 to 3268 and encodes 1067 amino acids. The transcript has 19 exons. Gene Ontology annotation, biological process: valyl-tRNA aminoacylation. Gene Ontology annotation, molecular function: aminoacyl-tRNA deacylase activity; valine-tRNA ligase activity; ATP binding. Gene Ontology annotation, cellular component: cytosol; cytoplasm. NCBI's taxonomy places the organism in Eukaryota, Metazoa, Arthropoda, Insecta, Lepidoptera, Tortricidae. The record is from RefSeq and is a predicted model, not a curated record.
UUCAUAUUCGUUGUAGUGUGGUGUAUUCAGUGAACAGUUUCUAGGUUUAAAUUUAUUUGAAAACAUGACUGACAACGAGGUACAGAAUGGUUCAACGGGGGACGAACCCCAAGAGAAGACUGCCAAGCAGCUGGAGAAGGAAGCCAAAAAAGCUGCAAAGUUAGACAAACUAAAAGCCAAGUUGGACAAAAAAAGCACCGCGCCAGCUGUGCAAAAAGAUAAGCCUGAGAAAAAGGCAAAGGAUACAAAAGAGGCUGCAGUGUAUACUGCCAACACAGCGCCUGGUGAUAAGAAAGAUCUCACUGGGGCUAUGCCCGAUGCGUACAGUCCCAGAUAUGUGGAAGCUGCCUGGUAUUCCUGGUGGGAGAAGCAGGGUUUCUUCAAGCCUGAAUAUGGGAGAAAGUCCAUAUUGGAGCCGAACCCGAAAGGCAAAUUUGUGAUGGUGUUUCCUCCCCCCAAUGUCACCGGCUCCUUGCAUCUUGGCCACGCACUCACAAACGCUGUGCAGGACUCUAUUACUAGAUGGCACAGAAUGAACGGGCGCACAACCCUCUGGAAUCCCGGCUGCGACCACGCAGGCAUCGCCACACAAGUGGUAGUGGAGAAAAAACUGUGGCGCGAAGAGAAGAAAACGCGACACGACUUGGGGAGGGAGGAGUUCAUCAAGCGCAUCUGGGAGUGGAAGAAUGAAAAAGGCGGCCGUAUCUACGAGCAGCUCCGCUCACUAGGCUCAUCAUUCGACUGGUCUCGCGCCCGAUUCACCAUGGACCCCUCCAUGUGCCGCGCCGUCAACGAAGCCUUCAUACGGCUGCAUGACGCUGGCGACAUCUAUCGGGCGAACAGACUGGUUAACUGGUCUUGUACGCUCAAGAGCGCUAUAUCGGAUAUUGAGGUUGAUAAAGUGGAGUUGCCAGGACGGACUAUGUUGGCUAUACCGGGAUAUGAGCAGAAGGUGGAGUUUGGUGUGCUGGUACACUUCGCAUACAAGGCGGAAGGGUCUGACGAUGAGAUCGUCGUGGCCACUACUCGUGUGGAAACCAUGCUCGGUGACGUCGCUGUGGCUGUGCACCCUAACGAUGACAGGUAUAAGCACUUGAUAGGCAAGCACCUGAUACAUCCCAUCUGCAAACGGAAGAUGCCGGUCAUAGCAGACGAAUAUGUCGACAUGAACUUCGGAACUGGUGCCGUAAAGAUAACUCCAGCCCAUGAUCCUAAUGACUACGAGAUCGGCAAGCGGCACAACCUGCCAUUCAUCACCAUCUUCGACGACGAGGGACGCACGCUUGACAACUGCGGUGCAUUCUCGGGCAUGAAACGUUUCGACGUCCGUCGCAGCAUCAUCAAGACUUUAGACAGCUUAAAGCUGUAUAAGGAAACCAAGGACCACGCUAUGGUGGUACCGCUCUGCAGUCGCUCCAAGGACGUGGUGGAACCCAUGCUUAAGCCACAAUGGUACAUCCGUUGCGACAAAAUGGCCGCCGAGGCCAUUAAGGCCGUCAAAACCGGCGAGCUCAAGAUCUUACCAGACGCGCACGAGAAAACCUGGUACCACUGGAUGGAGAGCAUCCGUGAUUGGUGCAUUUCAAGACAGCUGUGGUGGGGGCAUCGCAUACCGGCCUAUCGUGUCACGUUGCCGCACUCAGAGGACACGUCGAAAGCUGCGCCGCGGCGGCGCCGCACGCGCUCCGGACGCAAGAAAAGCGCGCGCAUCCGCUCGCGCAAGCACGCCACGCAAGCCAGCGACGAACUCUGGGUAUCGGCACACACAGAGGAAGACGCACUAAAGAAAGCCUCCGCCAAAUACAACGUACCGGCCUCCGACGUGAAACUGGUGCGAGACGACGAUGUGUUGGACACGUGGUUUUCAUCUGGGCUGUUCCCGUUCGCUAUAUUCGGGUGGCCUGACCAGACUGAGGACUUACAGGCGUUCUACCCAGGGGCACUGCUGGAAACCGGCCACGAUAUCCUGUUCUUCUGGGUGGCGCGAAUGGUGUUCUUUGGGCAGCGGCUUAUGGGCAAACUGCCCUUCAAAGAGAUCUACCUGCACCCCAUGGUCCGCGACGCCCACGGCCGCAAGAUGUCCAAGUCCCUCGGCAACGUCAUCGACCCCGUGGACGUGGUGCGCGGAGUGACGCUCGAACAGCUGCAUAACCAACUGCUGGAGUCUAACCUGGACCCGAAAGAGAUAGAGAGAGCUAAAGCGGGACAGAAACAGGACUAUCCUAAUGGGAUUCCGGAGUGCGGGACCGAUGCGUUGAGGUUCGCCCUAUGCGCGAUGACGCAAGGCCGCGACCUGAACCUGGACGUGCAGCGCGUGCAGGGCUACCGGUUCUUCUGCAACAAGCUGUGGAACACCGCCAAGUUCGCGCUCAUGUACUUCCCCAAGGACGCCGUAUUUGAAGUGUUCCCACCCGCGGUACCCAGCAGCCUAUCCCCCAUGGACCGCUGGAUGCUGUCCCGCGUGGCGCUAGCGGCCAGCAAAGUGAACGCUGGCUUUCAAAGCUACGACUUCCCGUCCGCCACCACGCACUGCUACAAUCUGUGGCUCUAUGACCUCUGCGACGUUUACUUGGAAUACCUCAAACCCGUGUUCGCCUCGGGCACCGACAGCGCGAAGGAAGCCGCGUGGCGCACCCUCUACACGACCUUGGACUACGGACUGAAACUGCUCAGUCCAUUCAUGCCUUUCCUCACUGAAGACCUGUAUCAGAGGCUGCCCAGGAAGGACAAGAGCUGCGAAUCCAUCUGUGUGGCUAGUUAUCCUACUGAAUCCGACGCCCCCUGGCGUUCAGAAGACCUCGAAUCCGACGUCGACACAGUCCUCAAAAUGGUCCACCUCGUCCGCUCAACCCGCGCCGAGUACAAUCUCACCAACAAGCAGAAGACCACCGCACACCUCGUGCUGAGUCCCGAACUUAAAGUGGCAGAACUCAGGGGACUGUUUAAGAAUUUACAGAGUUUGGCUAACAGCGAAUUGUCGGAGGAAAAACCGCCGGUUGGAUGCUCGAUAUUGACCGUGUCGGAUAAGAUUGAAGUGCAUCUUGUGCUUAAGGGGCUUAUCGACCCUCAAAAGGAGAUAACCAAACUAGAAAAGAAGAAGGACACCCUGUCUCAAACCAUCACCAAGCUAUCCCAAGCCAUGGCCGCCGAAGACUACGCGACCAAAGUGCCCGCAGACGUCCAGAAAGGCAACAGCGAGAAACUAACGCAGUCCCAGGGAGAGAUCGCGAGGUUACAGGCCGCUAUAGAAACGUUGAAACUCAUGUAACCGCCAACUAGAUAGACAAUUUGUUAACCAAUUUAAAACCUUAUGCUUCAAGCAUUAGGGUCACGAAUAGUAUUUGUCUAACGACAAGUGAUACCACAGAUAAAUAAAUAUUUUGUAUAUUGAGUUAUCAAAUUGGCAAUUUUAAUCGAAAUUUACAAGAAGUUGUUCUGGAUUGUAAAUUCAACAUGCUAGAUUAAGCGGAAGAUUGUUACAUUAGUUUAUUUAUUUAU